GGAGCCUCGGAGCCUGGCGAAGCCCGCUUUCCGAGCUCGGGGUUGGGGGGGCUUUGCGAAAGACAACCUCAAGGCAAGGGCGUUUGGAGAGCUGCGGUGGAGCCAGGGACUUGGAGGAGCGAGGCGUGUAUUUUCAGCUGCACCUUCAAAAGGGGAGAAUUCCGUCACCACCAGAGAGGCAACAGCCCCCAAAUAUGACUACAAUUGCCUAGAUCCGCAGAGGCCUGGGAGUCUCUGGAUGGAUAGCUUAGAAUAUGCUGAAAAGCCAAUGCCUUCCAUGGAGGACUGAAGGGCCAGCUGGUCAACAGGACAGUGGCCGGGAGCAAGGGAGUCAGCAGACACUCACAGCCAGCAAGAGGGACCUUCCAAGGGGCUGACGUGCACUGCCAAGGGCAGGCUCCUGCCACGCAAUUGUUACAGCCCUCUGAUGGAAUGCUGGUGAGGUCCUCCACCCAGGGGAGCCUGCGGGGCUGUGCCAGGGACUGCCUGGUGAGUGAGAACUCGUGCAGGUCCGACCGACCCCUUAUCCCUGCUUAGGAACUGGAGGGGUUCAGAGCCCCCUGUGUGCUCUCCCUUGGCAAGAUGAGGACUCUGAACACCUCUACCAUGGAUGGGGCUGGGCUGGUGGUAGAGAGAGACUUCUCCUUCCGCAUCCUUACAGCCUGUUUCCUGUCUCUGCUCAUCCUGUCCACACUCCUGGGGAACACGCUGGUCUGUGCCGCUGUCAUCAGGUUCCGACACCUGCGGUCCAAGGUGACCAACUUCUUUGUCAUCUCCUUGGCAGUGUCGGAUCUCUUGGUGGCUGUCUUGGUCAUGCCCUGGAAAGCGGUGGCAGAGAUCGCUGGCUUCUGGCCCUUUGGGUCCUUCUGUAAUAUCUGGGUGGCCUUUGACAUCAUGUGCUCCACGGCGUCCAUCCUCAACCUCUGUGUGAUCAGCGUGGACAGGUACUGGGCCAUCUCCAGCCCCUUCCGGUACGAGAGAAAGAUGACUCCCAAGGCAGCCUUCAUUCUGAUCAGCGUGGCGUGGACCUUGUCUGUCCUCAUCUCCUUCAUCCCUGUGCAGCUCAGCUGGCACAAGGCAAAGCCCACGAUCUCCUCCGACGGGAACGCCACUUCCCUGGAUGACACCCUGGACAACUGUGAUUCCAGCUUAAGCAGGACCUAUGCCAUUUCAUCCUCCCUAAUAAGCUUUUAUAUCCCUGUGGCCAUCAUGAUUGUCACCUACACCAGGAUCUAUAGGAUCGCCCAGAAACAGAUACGACGCAUCUCAGCCUUGGAGAGGGCAGCAGUCCAUGCCAAGAAUUGCCAGACCACUACAGGUAAUGGAAACCCUGUGGAGUGCUCUCAACCAGAAAGCUCCUUUAAGAUGUCCUUCAAAAGAGAGACUAAAGUUCUCAAGACUCUGUCUGUGAUCAUGGGGGUCUUUGUGUGCUGCUGGCUUCCUUUCUUCGUCUUGAACUGCAUGGUGCCCUUCUGUGGGUCUGGGGAGACCAAGCCCUUCUGCAUUGAUUCCAUCACCUUUGAUGUGUUUGUGUGGUUUGGGUGGGCUAAUUCUUCCUUGAACCCCAUCAUUUAUGCCUUUAAUGCUGAUUUUCGGAAGGCAUUUUCAACUCUUUUAGGAUGCUACAGGCUUUGCCCUACCACGAAUAAUGCCAUAGAGACAGUUAGCAUCAAUAACAAUGGGGCUGUGGUGUUUUCCAGCCAUCACGAGCCUCGAGGCUCCAUUUCCAAGGACUGCAAUCUGGUUUAUCUGAUCCCACAUGCAGUGGGCUCCUCCGAGGAUCUGAAGAAGGAGGAAGCAGGUGGAAUGGCCAAACCCUUGGAGAAGCUGUCCCCGGCCCUAUCUGUCAUUUUGGACUAUGACACCGAUGUCUCUCUAGAGAAGAUCCAGCCCAUCACACAAAACGGACAGCAUCCAACCUGAAGCCUGAGAUGAAUCUGGCCAGACAGGCUCAGCCCAAAAGCUGGAGGAGAUUUUCAGUGGCUUGCGAGGUGUGGUGAGACUCAGAUGUCAGGCGAGCCCUCCUCUGCUGCUUUUCCUCCAACACACAGCUAACUAUAUUUUAAAAUACAUUCCAGUGUGUUUUCUUUGUUGUUCAUAGUGAAUCCAAGAGGGACAUAUGUGAAGUGAACGUUCACAGGGAUGUGUCUUUGGCUCCAAAAUUAUUUUUAGAAACUGAUUCUUAUCUUAGGACUUGAAAAAUAGGGCGCAGAAUCAACAAUGAACAGCAUCGCUUAAAAAGUAGAUCCUCUCCCGGAAGGAGAUGAGAAGGGUUGAGUUUGUUGUGUACAAACAGGUGCUAACACUGGUCCAAGGAGAGUUUUCAGAUUGUAAAGGUAGGUGCAUGCCUUCAUAAAUUAUUUCUAAAAAAUAAU
This is a messenger RNA of Enhydra lutris kenyoni (northern sea otter), 2375 nucleotides long. RefSeq names its product dopamine receptor D1 (gene DRD1). The record is from RefSeq and is a predicted model, not a curated record. Lineage: Eukaryota; Metazoa; Chordata; Mammalia; Carnivora; Mustelidae. The transcript has 2 exons. Gene Ontology annotation, molecular function: dopamine neurotransmitter receptor activity, coupled via Gs; G protein-coupled receptor activity. The coding region runs from base 583 to 1923 and encodes 446 amino acids. Gene Ontology annotation, biological process: adenylate cyclase-activating adrenergic receptor signaling pathway; vasodilation; G protein-coupled dopamine receptor signaling pathway. Gene Ontology annotation, cellular component: plasma membrane.